AUGCUAACAGCCCCGACAACUAAAGGGAAAGGCCAAAGCUCCCAGGAGCAGGCCGAAUCUCAACGGCCUAGCCAAGAGAACCCAAACGUAACCCAGCCAUCCGGCAAAGGGAAAACAACCAAGAAGUCUGCCCCCCAGACCAGGAGCGCGACAAAAAUCGUUGUUGCUGAAGGGCCGGCGGAAGGCCCCUCAACCUCCCCCCGCAGCCACGGACAAAAGUCCGAACAGUGGCGAAAUCGCAACCACCAUAGCCCUACUGGGAGACAAAGACGCAAGGAAGGAGCAACGGUUCACCGGGAACCUGGUGUCGGUGACAGAUUGAUCAACCAUCAUGGCGGCCACUAA
Molecule: messenger RNA, 345 nt
Organism: Puccinia triticina
Lineage: Eukaryota; Fungi; Basidiomycota; Pucciniomycetes; Pucciniales; Pucciniaceae
Exons: 2
Coding region: 1-345 (114 amino acids)
Source: RefSeq, a predicted model, not a curated record